Molecule: messenger RNA, 5035 nt
Organism: Neopelma chrysocephalum (saffron-crested tyrant-manakin)
Lineage: Eukaryota; Metazoa; Chordata; Aves; Passeriformes; Pipridae
Gene: SCAP
Product: SREBF chaperone
Exons: 23
Coding region: 85-4020 (1311 amino acids)
Biological process (GO): SREBP signaling pathway
Cellular component (GO): endoplasmic reticulum membrane; Golgi membrane
Molecular function (GO): protein binding; sterol binding
Source: RefSeq, a predicted model, not a curated record
CCCUGCCCCCCCAGGCAGGGGUGCCCCAUGCGGGAGGUGCCCCGGGAUGGCAGCGAGGUGACAGCGAGGUGACGGCGGCCGAGGAUGACCCUGACGGAGCGGCUGCGCCUCAGGAUCUCGGGGGCCUUCUACAGCCACGGGCUGCUCUGCGCCUCCUACCCCAUCCCCAUCAUCCUCUUCACUGCCCUCUGCAUCCUGGCCUGCUGUUACCCUCUGCUGAAGCUGCCGCUGCCGGGGACGGGCCCGGUGGAGUUCAGCACCCCGGUGAAGGAUUUCGCUCCGCCCGCGCCGGGCCCGGCGCCGCACGGGGACCCGGCCGAGAGACCUGACUGGUACGUGGGUGCUCCCGUGGCCUACAUCCAGCAGAUCUUUGUGAAAGCCACCGUGUCCCCGUGGCAGAAGAACUUCCUGGCCGUGGAUGUGUUCCGCUCCCCCCUGUCCCGCGUCUUCCAGCUGGUGGAGGAGAUCAGGAACCACGCCCUGAGGGACAGUUCUGGAGUCAGGAGCUUGGAGGAGCUUUGCCUGCAGGUCACAGAUCUCCUGCCUGGCCUGAGGAAGCUGCGGAACCUGCUCCCGGAGCACGGCUGCCUGCUGCUGUCCCCGGGCAACUUCUGGCAGAACGACCGCGAGCGCUUCAACGCCGACCCAGACAUCUUCAAAACCAUCCACCAGCAUGAGCCAAAGACCCUGCAGACGUCAGCCACUCUCAAAGACCUGCUGUUUGGGCUGCCCGGGAGGAGCAGUGGGGUGAGCCUGUCCAACAGGCAGCGCGUGGUGUCCUACACCGUCACCCUGGCGCUGCAGCGCUACGACUCCAGGUUCCUGAGCAGCCUCCGCUCCCGCCUGAAGCUGCUGCACCCCAGCCCCAACUGCUCCCUGCGGGAGGACAGCGUGGUCCACGUGCACUUCAAGGAGGAGAUCGGCAUCGCCGAGCUCAUCCCGCUCGUCACCACCUACAUCAUCCUCUUCGCCUACAUCUACUUCUCCACACGGAAGAUCGACAUGGUGAAGUCCAAGUGGGGCCUGGCUCUGGCUGCAGUUGUGACGGUGCUCAGCUCCCUGCUCAUGUCCGUGGGGCUCUGCACCCUCUUUGGCCUCACCCCCACGCUCAAUGGAGGGGAGAUCUUCCCGUACCUGGUGGUGGUGAUUGGCCUGGAGAACGUGCUGGUCCUCACCAAGUCCGUGGUCUCCACGCCCGUGGACCUGGAAGUGAAGCUCCGCAUCGCCCAGGGGCUGAGCAACGAGAGCUGGUCCAUCAUGAAGAACAUGGCAACGGAGCUGGGCAUCAUCCUCAUCGGGUACUUCACCCUGGUCCCGGCCAUCCAGGAGUUCUGCCUCUUUGCCGUGGUUGGCCUGGUGUCCGACUUCUUCCUGCAGAUGUUCUUCUUCACCACCGUGCUGUCCAUCGACAUCCGACGGAUGGAGCUGGCCGACCUGAACCGGCGGGUGCCCCCGGAGUCCAUCCUGCCCCCGGGGAAGCCGCCGUGCCGCCCCCGGGCCCCCCCAGCGCGGGCGGUGAGCGCGGGCAGCCCUCACACCAUCACCCUGCAACCAUCUGAGUCUUGGAAUGAUUUGGAUUUAGGAGACUGUCUGAGUCUUGGGAUGAUUUUUAUGGGCAGAAAUCGGGGUGUCUGUGCUCGCCCUGCCCAGGCCGGGACGGUGAUCUGGAUCGGGAUCCUGGUGUACACCGACCCCGCCGGCCUCCGCACCUACCUGACGUCCCAGGUGACGGAGCAGAGCCCCCUGGGAGAGGCGGGGCUGCCCCCCAUGCCCGUUCCCGGGGGGGUCCUGCCCGCCGGGGACCCCAAGCUGGACCUGUCGGUGUUCCCGUCGGAGCCCAUCCAGCUGCCGGAGAACCAGACGCAGCCGCGGGAGCAGCAGCUGGAGCCCGACCAGCCCCCCUGGGCCCCGGGAGCUGAGGGCAGAGGGAACGGGCAGGGCGAGCUGGGCACGGAGGCGGAGGUGACCUGGGGAGCGGAGGACGAGGAGAUCUGGAGGAAGCUUUCCUUCAGGCACUGGCCAGCCCUCUUCAGCUACUACAACAUCACCCUGGCCAAGAGGUACAUCAGCAUCCUGCCAGCCAUCCCCGUCACGCUGUACCUGAACCCCCAGGAGGCCCUGGAGGUGCGACAUCCCCAGGAGGCCUCACGCUACCAGCCCUUCCUGGCCUCCAGCAGAGGGGAUCCGGACACUGCAGCUCAGCCCGACCACACUGCCAAGCUCCAGGGCCACCAGGAUGUCACCCUCUACAAGGUGGCUGCUCUGGGUCUGGCCUCGGGCAUCAUCCUGGUGCUGCUGCUCUUCUGCCUGUACCGGGUGUUCUGCCCCAAGAACUACGGGCAGAACGGGCACGGCCGCAGGAAGAGGGGGGACCUGCCCUGCGACGACUACGGAUACUCCCCCCCCGAGACCGAGAUCGUGCCCCUGGUCCUCAGGGGCCACCUCAUGGACAUCGAGUGCCUGGCCAGUGACGGGAUGCUGCUGGUCAGCUGCUGCCUGGUGGGGCAGAUCCGCGUGUGGGACGCGCAGACGGGCGACUGCCUCACUGUCAUCCCCAAACCCAGGUUGCGGAGGGACAGCAGCGGCAUCUUCGACUACCAGGAGGGCUGGGAUCAGAGCCCGGACAGGAAGAACGGGCUGGAGGACUCCUUUGAGAGCAGCCACCAGCUCAAGAGGCUGCUGGGGGGGCCCCCCCAGCCCCCCCUGUUCUGCGACCAGCCCGACCUCACGUCCCUCAUCGACACCAACUUCUCGGAGCAGGUGAAGGCGGCCGAGUCGGAGCCGCGGCUCCGGGCCGUGGGCGGCCGCCACAAGGACACGGGCUACGACUUCAGCAGCCUGGUGGGGAAGGUGUACGAGGAGCACGGCGGCUCCGGCUGCAGGAGCGUGACCUUCCCGGGGCUGCCGGCCCCGCACGGCCCCGCCGGGCUCUGCGGGAGCGGCGGCCGCGCCCCGGGAUGCGGCUCCGACGAGGGCGGGGGCGGCCGCCGGCGCAGCCUCGGGGACCGGAGCCUGGGGGACGAGUCCUGCGCGGGCUGUGAGACAUCCUCACCCCUGCCGGCCUGGGGAGGGGACCUGGAGAGCUCCGUCUGGAGCCUCGACCUGCAGGGGCACCUGAUCGUGGCCGGCCGGAGCAACGGGAAACUGGAGGUGUGGGAUGCCAUCGAGGGCACCCUCUGCAGCAGCAACGAGGAGGGACAGUCCGGAAUCACGGCCCUCGUCUUCCUCAACAACAGGAUCGUGGCUGCCCGGCUGAACGGCUCCUUGGAUUUCUUCUCGCUGGAGACACACGCGGCCCUGAACCACCUGCAGUUCCGAGGGGGCCCGGGCCGGAGCAGCGUGCCGUCAUCACCGGUGCUGAGCGGGGGUGCCGUGGUGCUGUGCCAGCUCACCCACAGCGUGCCCUGUGCCCACCACAAACCCAUCACGGCGCUGAAGGCGGCGGCCGGGCGGCUCGUCACCGGCAGCCAGGACCACACGCUCAGGGUGUUCCGGCUGGAGGACUCCUGCUGCCUCUUCACCCUGCAGGGCCACUCGGGAGCCAUCACAGCCGUGUACAUGGACCAGACCAUGGUGCUGGCGAGCGGGGGCCAGGACGGGGCCAUCUGCCUGUGGGACGUGCUGACGGGCAGCCGGGUGAGCCACAUGUUCGCCCACCGCGGGGACGUCACGUCCCUGACCUGCACCACGUCCUGCGUCAUCAGCAGCGGCCUGGACGACGUCAUCAGCAUCUGGGACCGCAGCUCGGGCACCAAGCUCUACUCCAUCCAGCAGGAGCUGGGCUGUGGCGCCAGCCUGGGCGUCAUCUCCGACUCUGUGCUGGUGACGGGGGGCCAGGGCUGCGUGUCCUUCUGGGACAUCGGCUACGGGGACCUGCUGCAGACCGUGUACCUGGGCAAGAGCCACGAGGCGCAGCCGGCGCGGCAGAUCCUGGUGCUGGACAACGCCGCCAUCGUCUGCAACUUCGGCAGCGAGCUCAGCCUGCUCUACGUGCCCUCCGUGCUCGAGAAGUUGGACUGAGCAGGAGCAGGGGCAGGCGGGACCCAGGGGGGGCUCGGCCCCAGGGGACGGGACGGCGGCUCCAUCGCUCCGGCCGUGCCUCCGGCACCUUCCCACCUCAGACACCCGGCAGGGCCCCACCUUCCUGCUCCUCUCCCUGUUCCAGCAGCUUCCCUGCCGUCCCCGGGGGCUCCCAGGCAGUGGGAUGGUACAGAGGGACACAGGGGGACACAGGGUAGGGCAGGGGGGGGACAGUGGUGGUGGCUCCCAGCGCUGACCUGCCAGGGCACGGAACGGCCUCCAGAGAGCCCCGGGGGCAGCGGGGAGAGGGCCGGGACCGACCCCCGGGCGUGGCUCGGCCCCCACGUGCCUUAGGGCGUGGCAGGGCCCCUCCCAGCCCCGCCCCGGCCGCAGCAGCCCUGCCCUAUUUAUUUAUAUGCUGUAAAUAGUUCUUAUUUAUUGGGGCAGGGGGGCACGGGGGGCCAGCACCCCCCUCACCCUAGCACAGCCACCCUGCCCGGUCCCUCCUGCGCCCCGUUUGCAGCAAUAGCACCUUCCUCCUCCUCCUCCUCCUGCUACGAGGCCAAAGGAGGCUUUUCUCAGGUUGGGAGGGGCGGGAGCCUCGCCCACGCUCCUGCAGGUGCUGGGGAGGGACCCCUGGGCGGGACCAACCACGGGCAGGCACCACCCCGGGCACGGGGCUGCCCCCAGAGCCCCCCACCCACUGCGGGCCGGGGGCUGCACUCCCCUCCCCACUGCACUACAGGCCCCGCUGCAGCCCCUCCCCGGGCCGGGGGGGUCCCCGCCCGUCCUGCCGCGCCCCCCGAACGCCGAUGACGCCUGUUCUCGACCCCCGGUGAUUGUAGAGGCGGUGCCGGCCCCGGCACAGGGGCCCCGCAGCCCUGGUGGGCCCCCCAGGCCGGCCCCCGCGGGUGGCCUUCGCCCAGCUGUACCUUUGUGCUGUACAGGGGACGCUUUUUGUACCGACGUGUUUUAUAACGUGUGCGAGAACGCCCAUUAAACGGAACUAACCCGA